GGGGAGGCGCGGUCACAGUCCAACCCCGUCCAUUCACUCCGAUUGGCUGGAGGAUCACCUGCUUCAACGCGGUCGUCCAGUCCCGCUUUCCCUUCCUAUUGGUGCAAAGCCACCGUCAAUCACCUGGUUUACCGCGGGAGAGAGCAUGCGCAGUCCUGAAGUGAGCGGUGUAGGGAGAGAUUCGGUUGGAACAUCAUGGCGGGUGUGAUUACCCUCAGGUUCGCGGAGAAGGGAGGAUGGAGCUGGGAGGGUGGAUUGGGAUGUUUUAUGAACACGUUGAGAACAAUUUAAACAAGGGAAAGUUACUGAACCAGCCACAGUUUCUCGUCAGUGAGGCCCUAGUCGGUGGCCGCCAUCUUUAUAGAAAGUCACCCGGGACAAUGCGCAUGCUCAAUCUUGCCGACCAAUCAGGGAGUUUCUAGCGUUGCUCCCAGCCUUCACCGUGACGUCAGGCCGCAGCCCAGCCCACGUUCUAAUUGGUUGAAGGAGACAGGACGGAAAUGCUGAGAACGUCCCCCUCCACGGUGCAGAACCCAAAGACCAAGAAUAAGCUGCAGAUCACGCGUUUAGAGACCUGAGGCUUCUCCGCAGGAACAGGCUCAUAUUCAUGGUCACCAGCUUGGUUAUAUGUUAAGCAGGACGUAAGUUUAGCUAUCUUGCUAAUCCAAGAGUGGGCUAAAGAAAUGGAUUCAACCAUAUUAGACGUGGAGAAUACUCGGGGUGAAGGAAAGGAUGGACCCAGGACUUUGGAUUUCAGAUCAGGGAUGAUUGUGUUUUGUGGGAUUGGUGACUUACACUUUUGAUGAACCAUACAGAUUCCAUACAAAUUGGAAUUCUUGGUUUUGAAUUGCUGUCCUAUGCUUUUGGUGGACAGUUUUGUGAACAUCUUUCCCGAGGUUUUUUUUAAGAGUUCUCAGUAUCAUGGGUCUUUGAAUGCACCAGGGGAAAUGUUUGUCUGUGCUGACCUGGCUAUAACAUUUCACCCAUCAGUGUGAGCUGUGAAAAGAGCUUUAAACAGUCACAAAACCUCAAAACAAACAUUACGCUAUUCAAAGCAGGAGAAACUCUUCAAGUGUUCUGUUCACAACCUAGAGAAACACAAGGACGCAUGUGCCAUGGAAAAACCAUGGAAAUGUGAGGAAUGUGGUAAAGGAUUUGAUUACCCGUCCCUGCUGGAAAAUCAUCGACGUUAUCACACUGGAGAGAAGCCGUUUAUUUGCUCUGUGUGUGGGAAGGCAUUUACUCAGUCAUCUGGCCUUUGGUCACACCAGCGAGUUCACACUGAGGAAAAGCUGUUCAGCUGCACGUCCUGUGGAAAGAGAUUCAGGCAUUCUUCCGCCCUUAGUGUGCACCAACGCACUCACAAUGGAGAAAAACCAUUCACCUGCUCUGAAUGUGGGAAGGGAUUCACUCAUUUAUCCACUCUGCAGGCACACCAGCGAGUACACACUGGGGAGAAGCCAUUCACCUGCUCAGAAUGUGGGAAGGAUUUCACUCAGUUGUCCACCCUCCAGAUACACCAGCGAAUUCACACUGAGGAGAAGCUGUUCAGCUGCACAUCCUGUGGAAAGAGGUUCAGGCAUUCUUCUGCCCUCACUGUGCAUCAACGCACUCACACUGGAGAGAGGCCGUUCACCUGCUCUGACUGUGGGAAGAAAUUCACUCAGUCCUUUCAUCUUCAGGCACAUCAACGCAUUCAUACAGGGGAGAGACCUUUCUCCUGCUCUGUGUGUGGGAAGGGAUUCAUUGUUUUACCCACUCUGCUGAGACACCAGCGAAUUCACACAGAUGAGAGGCCUUUUAAAUGCCCCGAUUGUGAGAAGGGUUUUAAAAGUUCCCAGGAGCUGACACUCCAUCAACGUAUUCACACCAAUGAGAGGCCGUUCAGGUGCUCUCACUGUGGGGCUGGAUUCAGGAGAUCAUCUGACCUCAUUCUCCACCAACGCAUUCACACUGGGGAGAGGCCAUUCACUUGCUCCGAGUGUGGAAAGGGAUUCACUCGGACAGCCAAUCUUCUGAAACACCAGCGAUUUCACACUGAGGAAAGACCAUUCACCUGCUCAGAGUGUGGGAAAGGAUUUACUCAGUCCUCCACCCUGCUGACACACCAGCAAGUUCACACCACUGAAAGACCUUUCAAAUGUCCAGACUGUGGGAAGUGCUUUAAAAUUUCCGGGGAUCUGAUGCGCCAUCAACGUGUUCAUACUGACGAGAGACCGUUCAGGUGCUCUCACUGUGGGACUGGCUUCAAACAAUCAUCUCAACUCAGUAUGCACCAGAGAAUUCACACUGGAGAGAGGCCAUUCACCUGUUCCGAGUGUGGGAAGGGGUUCACUCGAUCAUCCCAUCUGAUGAUGCACCAGCAGAUUCACACUGGAGAGAGGCCAUUCAUAUGCUCCACGUGUAAAAAGAAAUUCACUCACUUAUCCAACCUGCGGAGACACCAGCGAGUACACACAGGGGAGAAGCCAUUCGCCUGCUCCGAGUGUGGGAAAGGAUUCACUCGGUCAUCUAACCUGCUGGCCCACCAGCGAGUUCAUGAGUAACUUCAAUGAUUGGAUCUUGCUGUUAAUCACAUCCAAGAUGUUCAUAAACUCCAGUCCAGUUAGACAGAAUUGUUAUGGUGUAGAACUCAGCCAUUACAUCUGCAUUAGUUCUCUGAGGUAUUAUGCCGAGUUCGAUUCUCUCACAUUUUUCCUGUAAACUUGCUUGUUAUUUAACCUUAAUUAUCAGCUAAAUACCUCUUCUAUGCCUCUUUGGAACCUGCUUCCACCAUAUUUCCAGACAGUCUAUUCCAAUUCCAGAUCCUGACUACGCUUGUGAAAAAAAUUGUUUGCCUCAUAGUUGCCUGUUUUGCAAAACACUUAAAAGUUGUGCCCUUUGGUUCGCAUUCCUUUUUACAAGCAGGAACAGUUUCUCCCCAUCAAUCGACACGCAGUCAUGAUUUUGAAAACUUGCAACAAAUAUCCUCUUAGUCUCCUUUCCAAAGAAACUGUUCCCAAAGUCAGGAUGGCACAGUGGCUCAGUGGUUAGUACUGUUGUUUCAAAGCACCAGGGACCUUGGUUCAGUUCCACCCUCAGGCAACCGUCUGUGUGGAGUUUGUACAUUCUCCCCGUGUCUGCGUGGGUUUCCUCCCACAGUCCAAAGUUGUGCAGGUUAGAUGGAUUGGCCAUGCUAAUCUCAGGGUUACAUGGGUAGGGGUGGAUCUGGUUGGGACGUUCUUCAGAGGGUCGGUAUGUGCUGAAUGCUUCCACAAUGUGGGAAUUCUGUGAUGCUACUACAAUUUAGCCUCAUAACUGAAGAUUCUCAUCACUGGAAGAAUUCUCAUAAACCUCUUCUGUACUGUCUCCAGCGCAUUCACAUUCUUCUAGUAUCGCAUCCAGAACUAUACACUGUAUUCCAGCUAAGAUCAAACUAGUAUCUAUGCAAGUUCAUCAUACCCUCUGUGUUCUUGUACUGUGUCCCUAUUAAUAAAUCCAGAGAUACUGUAUGUUUUAUUAACUGCUCUCUCCACUUGUCCUGUCACCUUUAAUGACUAAUGCAUACACCCAUACAGAUCUGUCUGGUUGUGCACACCCUGUUGUGUUUUAAACUGUCUCUCCAUGUACUUUCUACCAAAAAGUAUCACCACACUCUUCUCCACACUGAAUUUUAUCUGCCAGCGAUCCGCACAUUCCAGCCACUUAUCAAUUCCUUUGGAAGUUCUACACUGUCCUCCUCACAGUUUACACUGAUUCAAAAGUUGGAAACAUUCACAAAAUUUAAUGUUGACCCUUGCACAUCCAUGUCUAAAUCAUUUAUGUAUAUGUCAGGAAAAGCAAAGCAUUUUCAUUGAAUCGCUACAGUGUGGAAACAGGCUAUUUGGCCUAACAAGUUCACACUAAAACUCCGAAGAGCAUCCCACCCAGACUCAAACCCCUCCACUCUAUCUCUGUAACCCUGCAUUUCCCCUGGCUAAUUCACCUAACAUACAUGUUCCUGGACACUGUGAGCAAUUUAGCAUGGCCAAUCCACCUAAUCUGCACAUUGUUGGACUGUGGAGGAAAGAGGAGCACCCAGACGAAACCCUCGCAGAUACAGGGAGAACGUGCAAACUCCACACAGACAGUCGACCAAGGCUGAAAUCAAACUCGGGUCCCUGGUGCUGUGAGGCAGCAUUGCUGACCACUAACUUGUGUAGAACUAACUUCAGGGGUCUCCACUGAAAAUCUUACAGCCAAAAAAUUUGUUAGCCAUUCCUCUCUGUUUCCCAUCACUCAGCCAAUUUUGUAUCCAUGUUGCUCCUGUCCCUCUUAUUCCGUAAGGUUCACUUAAGUUUCUUGUGUGACACUGUUUUAAACAGCAUUUGGAAAUCCAUGUAGACUGCUGCAACAGUACCACCUUCAACAGUUCUGUUGAAUAUCUUGCCUCAGGGUUUCCAGUACUCGGCUCACAACAGGUCUUCCAGGUCCCUGAGGAUUUUAUCCCCCAGCAACGAAUACUGCAGUUGAACUGAGUUGGUUGUAACUCUGUUGUAUUGUUUAAUUACUGAAUUGAUUCAAAUUACUUCUAGGUAUUUUGGUAAAUGUGCUAAUGAGGAAAGCAAUGGGACUGUUCAAUACAUCCCUCCUCUAUGAUCCUGCACAAACUUUUAUUCAUUGUAUAACCUUUCAGUUCCAAAUAAGAUUGGCCAAGACCCUGGAGGACUCACUGCUAACCAUCUUAUCAGAUCACACAUUCCUUCUGCCAGAAACUGCAGCAUGGAAUUUAAAACAGGCUGAUGGAGUUUGAAGUAUGACCCAGUCCUUUAACAUAAUCACGGAUUCAUGAUUAAUUCUUCAAUUUAAUGAGCUGACACUGACAACUUAUUCAAUCAUAUAUUUCUGACUGGUGACAAAUUCACACAUUUGGUUAAAUGCCUUCCUGAGUUAAAUAUUAGUCUUAAAAUGACUCCCUUAUAAAAUGUAAGUAGUUUGAAAAGGGUGAAUUUCUACUUAAAUGAAUUACCCAGGUUCACUCACAGGUGUCUGUCUAAAGAUCUUCCCUUACCACCUCCUUCAAGGUUGCAAUGUCUUCAGUAGUGGUCAGACAGUCAAAUCAAGUUCUCUUUAAAAGUUCAUAGGCAAAGGCAGUAACAUUUCCAAGAGAGCUUCUGUAAAGACUUCACCUUUUUAUUUUGGAUUGUGGAACAAAAUGGGGAAAGAACUGCUUUAAGCAAAGGACUGUGGACGGAGUUGCUGCACUUCCUAAACACAUGUUACUGAAACUCAUUGUGAGUUGUGUUCACACUGUUAGUUUCUUUACACAGCGGGGGAAGAGAGUUAAGAGGCCAUGGCACUGGGUAUGUGUGCACAAUUGAGUUGACUUGAAGUCUGAAGGCAUCAGCAUGACCAAAAUUCUCUGAUACUCCUGAUUAGCUGAAUGCUGUGGUUCUGAACAACACAGAGAGAAGCCUCCAGAUUGCAGAAAUGAGUGUCAUCCUUGCUCGCGUGCUCUCUGCAGUGAAGUAACCAAAGUCUGGAAGACAGCAAGAGAUUAUCUCCCACCAGCUGCUGUGAACAGUUGCCUCUACUAAUAAGCAAAAGAUUUGACAAUUAGCGUGUUAACUACCCUGUGUCUUUUGUGAAGAGCUGAAUGUAUGUGUAAAUCAGGAGAUGGGAGAACAGAAGGUUUUGGAAAGCAGAAAGAACAAUGGUGGGGGGGCACAGGGGGGAGUUCAGAGUUUGAACUAUUAGAGUUGUGUGUUGGUAAUUCAUAUUUGUGUUUGCCAAUGGUUAGGAAUGAUCUAUUUGCAAUAAAGACCGGUUGUUAUGAAGUACAGAAACCUGGUCAGUGUUUUCAGUUAACCAGAGUCCAUUAGACAGAUAAAUUGGGGACUUUGAGUACUCUGAUUAAAUCUUUAUAUUCGGCAAUGCCCUUAGGGAGUAGUGGGGCUCAAGUAUCAGGGCACUUUCCCAAUUGGGUCAUGACAACCUGUCAACUUAUUAGUCUCAUCCCCACUUUUCUUUCAGUAGAAUGUACAUUAGCAAUAGACAAAUGCAUUCCAUUGAACUGGACCCAAGGUGUGUUAAUCCAAUUCUCAUUGAGUGCUUUCUUUAAAUCUAUCUCUUACCCUCAGUCACCUCCUCUCUCAAUAAAACU
Molecule: messenger RNA, 6121 nt
Organism: Rhincodon typus (whale shark)
Lineage: Eukaryota; Metazoa; Chordata; Chondrichthyes; Orectolobiformes; Rhincodontidae
Product: zinc finger protein 234-like
Exons: 1
Coding region: 1116-2546 (476 amino acids)
Biological process (GO): central nervous system development; regulation of transcription by RNA polymerase II
Cellular component (GO): nucleus
Molecular function (GO): RNA polymerase II cis-regulatory region sequence-specific DNA binding; DNA-binding transcription factor activity, RNA polymerase II-specific
Source: RefSeq, a predicted model, not a curated record